AAAGGUUAAGAAAGAAAUGGGUUAUCAUCUAAUUAGUCGUGAGACUUCUUGUCAAAAGAUACGAACAAGGGAGGCCUAGAAAUUGAAGUUGCAACGUGAAAAUAGAUCUUGACAUUAUGUAGUUGGCCUUGAAAAUAAGAUUGUGCUUUCCCCAAUUCAUCUCUUAGACAUAUGAUAUUGUGCUGUUGGUUUUGUACUUUGGCAGGUUUGGUAAAUGGGAGAGUUCAUUUCGUAAGAUGAACAGUUAUACCUAGAUAUUCUGCCUAACUGAUUAGAUGCUUUGGCAUAUAAUAGGGUGAGUUCAUUCUACAAGAUACUAUAAUCUUGGUGGAAAGAGGCAAUCUAACACUCAUAUUAGAUUCCACUGAAGGCUUUGUGAAGGUGCAACCUUGACGAGAUUCCUGUGAAGACAAUGGAUGACAUGGUCCCUGGAUCUCAAAGUAGGUACCGUCAUAGGAAUGAGGGUCGCUCAGUAUCUGAUUCGGGCCAAGCACGCAGCUUUUCGCUGCCAGCAACCCAUGAAUAUUUUCUUAGUGGAUCUGCAGGUAGCAUGGCUUAUUCCUCGCCAUCAAACAGCACAAUGGCUGGACUUAUGCGGUCACAGGUUCCUAAUGACAUGGAGAACGUAGUGUUGCCAACUAAUACGCAGAGCCAUCAUUUUGGUUGGAACGUGCCUCCAGGAUAUUGGGGUGGUUUCCAGGACCGAAGAAUUCAAGCACCAGCAGAAGAUACAAGUAGAACUUUGCCGUCGCAUUCUCAUGGCAUUCCAAUUUCUGGCAGUGAUAUUGUGGGAGCUAGAACUUGGCUUGGUCACUCUCCUUCGCUGCAACUUGGGCAAAGCUAUCUCGACGUGGCCGGUAAUGUGCCGAUGGGAUGCAUGAGCAACACAAACGCCGGACAGAAUGCAUUUCAGCUGGACGGUUCAGCUGGUGAUCGCCACUGGAGAGAGUACGGUGUCAUGCCCAGUUUAUACCAGCCCUGGAGCUAUCAAAAUCAAUCAACUGAUGGAGGAUUUCUGAGUGCUAGUCUUGGAAAUAAUACACUUCUUGGAACUUGGUUUCAUGAUCAGAGAGGAGAUGUGGGUGGCCACAGUUAUCAAACCAUUGCUCCUCAUCUUGAUGCGGGUUUGCUGGAAACUGGGUUAGGAGGCAACUGGACAGGAGGAUAUCAAUCUCAUAAUAAUAAUAAUAAUCCCGGAGUAGAUAAUAUAUAUUCUCAUGGGACCAUGUUGGAUGACGGCGGACAAGCCAGCGAGCAGACUGCACCGUAUGCGUACGACAGGAUUGCGGAAGAUGCUGUCAGAGGAGCUUACGAAUUUGAUUACUGGAUAGCGCAUGGGCGUCCGCCGUCGCCGGCCGCGCACGCUAGUUCUUCUGCGCCGCCCAUCCCUUAUGGCAGCUCGCCGGAACCUCAAGAACAAGGGCAAAGUAUCGAACAGGGUGUGCCAACGGCUAAUUAUCCUUGGCUUCUGCCAAAAGCGUCACCAAGUUUCCAAAGGCAGACUCGGGAUCUGAUGUUUUCUCCUUAUAAUGAGGCAGGAGGGGCUCGUAGCUUUCAAAGUUACUAUGAUCAAACUAUUAGCGACCAGGCUGUUCUACGAGACCCAACUAAAAGCGGCCAAGGAUCCUGGUUUCCAGCAUGUGCAGGCCAAGUCGCCGGAGCUGACGCUGGUGGUAGCAGUUCCAGUGCUUUCCCGAAGCCUAUAAGAGUAACACCAACUGGGUCUUCUCCCAGGGCUAUCCCUCCUCAUUUUGCCACAGGGCAUCGAGACCAACCGGUCAUAAUUGAUGACAAAGAAGAACCCUUUUUACUUUUCGGAAGGCCACUACUUCCUCAGAGGUCUGCUAAGCAAGCCAGCUCUAGCAGACGAUUAAAGCGAAGGCAUGACCAGAGUGACCUCACACCAUCUGACCUGCAGCUACCGCUCCGACACACCAGGAUCAGAGCGGACUCCGGAGAUGAUAUGCCUGAACUGCUAGGCUAUAAGUGUCAGCUCUGCAACAUGGACCUAGCACUCAAGCCAACGGGGUCCAGUAAUGAUGCGGUUCCGGUGCAUGUAGUCUUACCAUGUGGUCAUUCCUAUCAUAGUAGUUGCUUUGAAGAAGUACAUGGUUUCGUAGGCAGAAAUGAAAAUCCUCCAUGCGUUUGCUGUUCCGAGGGUGGAGCGGAAAGGAGGAACUAAACUCCCAUCAUCUGGCUCUUCUUCUUACUUCUGAAGGAGCAUACAUCAAGGUCGGUUUGCAAACAUGUGGUGAUCAUAUUUGUGCUGAAGGAAUCUUUUUUCUUCAGAAAUUCUUAGUUUUCUGCAGUAGUUUAGUUUCAUCAGUUCAUAGAGAUGGAUUUGGCUCAAUUUGUAUUAUAAUAAUGAUGUCAGGAGUCAUCCAAGUUUGCAAAAGCUGAAGCUUUCUUCUCCAACAUUAAUUUACUGUAUUGUUAAAUUGACCUGGAAAGACAUAUUGCUGCUUUAUGUUGUUGGUUUUUCACAUGCAUACGUCGAUCUGUUUCAAUGACGGAGACUCCCUCAAUUGAAGAACAAGCCAUCAGUGGAGUAACCAUAUCCAUAACUA
Messenger RNA from Phoenix dactylifera (date palm), 2567 nucleotides. RefSeq lists its product as uncharacterized. The record is from RefSeq and is a predicted model, not a curated record. Lineage: Eukaryota; Viridiplantae; Streptophyta; Magnoliopsida; Arecales; Arecaceae.